AUUCACCCUGACAAUUAAGUGGCUGCGUCAGAUUUCUCUACAGCCUCGGCGGCGGCUAUAAAAGGCCAUUGCAAAGGCAGGCAUUGAGCACAGGCAGACAAGGAGGAGGCAGGGAGCGAGCAGAAGCAAUCAUGAGUACCGCAAGCUACGACUCCUAUUUCCACUCUCAGAGGAAACGCUAUGGGGACAGCCCUGUGUCCAGGGUUUACGGAGGUAUCCAGCACUCCAGGAGCUCCAUUGGAAGCAGCAUCAAGCCCAUCAGGUCGACCUACUCAGUCCAGUCUUUCUCGGGGAGGAAAGGGCAUGCUUCUCCAUCCAUGAUCUCAGCCCUGGACACCUUUGAUCUGAGCCAGGCGAGCGCCGUGAGCAGCGAGUUCCGUACGGUCCGCACCCAGGAGAAAGCCCAGCUGCAGGAGCUGAACGACAGGUUCGCUAGCUUCAUCGAGAAGGUCCAUGAGCUGGAGCAGCAGAACAAGGUGCUGGAAGCCGAGCUGUCCAUCCUGAGGCAGAAACACGGGGAGCCCUCCCACCUCAAGGCCAUUUACGACCAGGAGCUCCGAGAUCUCCGUCUGGCUCUGGAGGACGCCAAGAACGAGAGGCAGAACGCCCAACUGCAGAGGGAUCACCUGGACGACGUCCUGAAGAAGAUGCAGACUCGCUUCGAGGAUGAGGUCCUCAACCGGGAGGACGCCGAUGGCAGGUUGGUGGAAGCCAGGAAGAGCGCUGACGAGGCUGUCUUGGGCAGGAGUGCGAUGGAGAGGAAGAUUGAUGGCUUGGUGGAGGAGAUCGCCUUUCUGAAGAAGCUGCACGAUCAGGAGAUGGGGGAGAUGCAAGCUCAGAUCCACAGUGCCCAAGUGUCCGUCGAGGUGGACAUGGCUGUGCCAGACCUGUCCUCUUCCUUGAGGGACAUCAAGGUCCAGUACGAGAAGGUGGCUACCAAGAACUUGGAGUCGGCCGAAGAGUGGUACAAGAAUAGGUUCAACGUAAUGGUGGAGAGCGCUUCCAAGGAACAAGAGUCGAUGAAGCAAGCUCGAGAUGAGAUGUCUGAGAUCCGGCGCCAUGUGCAGUCAAAGACUUUAGAGAUCGAGGCGGUGAAGGGGUUGAACGAGUCUUUGGAACGCCAGCUUCAGGAGCUGGAGCAGAAGCAAGGCAUGGACGUAAACUCGUUGCAGGACGUAAUCAACGACCUAGAAAAUGAAUUAAGCUCCACCAAGAAUGAGAUGGGGCAUUACCUGAAAGAGUAUCAGGAUCUUCUGAAUGUGAAGAUGGCUUUGGACAUCGAGAUCGCAGCCUACAGGAAACUACUGGAGGGAGAAGAAACUCGUAUCAUCCACACCCACACUGGUGGAUACAUAGGUGACAAAUGGUGAGAUGUAUAAAGCAGGAGGGUGAGGGGAGAGCUCAGAGGGACGUUUGUGAAAUGAAGCGUGCUGAAGGCAAAAAACGACAUGAUUGAAGAAAACGACCCAAGAGAAUGAAGAGGGAAGUUCACGUACAUAAACCAAUUGCUUUGUGUAAUUAUGAGCCAUCCAAACAAGCUGAGCCUCUGGUGCUACUGUGUAUAGUUUCAUUAAUUUGAAGCUUAUUACCAAAUCAAGAAUGCUUGCUGCGUGCAUUGUCUUAACGGGUCCUUUCCUGUGACGCUAUGAGUAUACAGUAUAGUCAUAUACUAAUGUCAGGACACAGUCAUACAAGCUAAAAGUGCAAUUAUUUGUAUAACUACCGUGAAUUCAAAGCAAAAGCGCUCAGAAUAAAGCUGAAAAUGAAGUGAAGCA
Molecule: messenger RNA, 1775 nt
Organism: Callorhinchus milii (elephant shark)
Lineage: Eukaryota; Metazoa; Chordata; Chondrichthyes; Chimaeriformes; Callorhinchidae
Product: neurofilament light polypeptide
Exons: 4
Coding region: 132-1370 (412 amino acids)
Biological process (GO): neurofilament bundle assembly
Cellular component (GO): cytoplasm; intermediate filament; axon
Molecular function (GO): structural constituent of postsynaptic intermediate filament cytoskeleton
Source: RefSeq, a predicted model, not a curated record